UAAUGCUGGUCGUCUCAACAGAAGCGGCGUAUUGUACAGCCCUGUGGUGGAAAGUUGGCCACACAGGGCGAGCCUGGAGCACAAGGCCCCCCGGGACCUCCUGGUCCACCCGGACCACCAGGAAACCCAGGUCUGAGUGGAGCCAGCGGUCCACCGGGUAAACAAGGUGAACCCGGAAAACCAGGCAAAGACCCACAGCUUUUACCAGGACUAAAGGGUGAACCAGGUGUGCCAGGAGAAAAGGGGGAUCGAGGUGAUGUUGGCCCACAAGGUCCCAUUGGCCCAAAGGGUGAAAAAGGAGAUCCAGGCAUGGCAGCUCACAGAAUUAAAGGAGAACCUGGCUCACCAGGCAUGCCAGGACAAAUGGGACCCAAGGGUGAUAAAGGUGACCAUGGGAACAAGGGGGAAGCAGGUCCUGAAGGCCCAGCUGGACCCAGAGGUCUUCCAGGUCCAAUGGGAGAGCCUGGAAAGUCAGAAAUCCAUAACAAUGAAAAUGAUAUCCAAAACAUACCUCUGAUGGGUCCUCCAGGAUUACCUGGACCUCCAGGGCCCCCCGGGCUACCUGGUGCCAAAGGUGAAGUUGGAUUACCAGGUCCUCCAGGAUUGGAUGGAGAGAAGGGACCCAGAGGGAAGCCUGGAGAAUCUGGUCCACCGGGCCCAGCUGGUCCUGAAGGUCACAGAGGGGAUGAUGGUGUCAUGGGCUUCCCAGGAGCCAAGGGAGAAAAGGGGGAGAUGGGAUCAUCUGGAUCACCUGGUUUAGAUGGCCCUACGGGUGAAAAGGGAGCUACAGGGGCCCCUGGCCCUAUUGGAUUACCAGGCAUAAUGGGUCUUAAAGGUGAGCCUGGAGAGGGAGGAAGGCCGCAAAUGAUCUAUGGUCCUCCAGGACCUCCAGGACCAGUGGGACCUCAAGGACCUUCUGGAUUUAAAGGAGAGCCUGGCAUCGGCAUCAGAGGAGAGAAGGGAGCGACAGGUCAGAAAGGUGAUAAAGGAGACAGAGGUCAUCUUGGACUUCCUGGGGCUCAUGGGUUAGACGGCAGACCAGGUCCAGUGGGUCUAAUUGGACCAGCAGGUAUGCCAGGACCAGCGGGACCAAAGGGGGAGAGAGGUGAAAAAGGAGAUGCAGGCUUUCCAGGACCAACUGGGCCUCAAGGCAUCCCUGGUUUAAUAGGACCACCAGGAUUCAAAGGCAACCGGGGAGAGAGGGGCAAGAAAGGCAACAGGGGGGCCAAAGGGGAUAAGGGAGACCAAGGAGCACCUGGAUUAGAUGCCCCCUGUCCGUUGGGAGACGAUGGACUACCUGUACCAGGAUGUUGGAAUAAAUGACGAUAACUUUGGAAUGCCAUGUGUGACUGUAAAUAGAAUAUUUAUUUUUUUACUUUUCAACUUUUCUGUUCUACUUGGAAAAAUUUCAAAAAUCCCAAAACACGGCAACGUUUUUGUACAGAUUGUUUAAUACCUCUUAUGAUGUUUAUGUAUUGGAUUUUUGUAUCUAUGCAUUAUUUUAAUAUAGCUGGAUGAGGAAAAUGUAUAAUGUGGCUGCAUAUGCAUGAUAUUUGUGCAUCAUGUGAAGUGGAUAAUGUUUAUUAACUUAUUGUACUCUCUCAUUUGUUGUAAUCGACCAUGCUGCACUGAUGUGUGAGGCUGGAAAGAUAAUGUGUUUGUCUUUGUUGAACUGUCCUCAUUAUGAUAUAAUCUGAAAAAGCAAAGAAAAAAUCACACACUGUCA
Molecule: messenger RNA, 1726 nt
Organism: Thalassophryne amazonica
Lineage: Eukaryota; Metazoa; Chordata; Actinopteri; Batrachoidiformes; Batrachoididae
Product: collagen alpha-1(XIII) chain-like
Exons: 26
Coding region: 310-1323 (337 amino acids)
Source: RefSeq, a predicted model, not a curated record